Molecule: messenger RNA, 573 nt
Organism: Morus notabilis
Lineage: Eukaryota; Viridiplantae; Streptophyta; Magnoliopsida; Rosales; Moraceae
Product: aspartate aminotransferase, mitochondrial-like
Exons: 2
Coding region: 162-422 (86 amino acids)
Biological process (GO): amino acid metabolic process
Cellular component (GO): mitochondrion
Molecular function (GO): L-aspartate:2-oxoglutarate transaminase activity
Source: RefSeq, a predicted model, not a curated record
CCCACUGGAACAGAAAAUAGUGACAAAAUAAACCAUGGAAGAAGAAGAAGAUGAAGAAAUCUCCCAACUCCAAGCUCUUUAUAUACCUCACCAAAAUACUUAUAAGCAUAAUGGUAACUCAAAAAGUGAAGGAUCAAAUAAAGAGGAUUUGACGAUCAAUCAUGUAUCGGAAAUGCAUGGCGUCUAGUCUUACAAGAAGAUGCAUUUCGAGCUCAAUCAGAACCAGUACUACUUGGUGGGACCACGUUAACCCUGCUUCUAAGGACCCCAUUACUGGCGUCACUGAAGCUUUUCUUGCGGACCCAAAUCCCAACAGGAUCAAUCUUAGAAUGGGGGCUUAUAGGGAUGACGAGGGGAAAUCUGUCGUUCUACAGUGUGUUCGAGAUGCUGAGGCCAAGAUUGCGGGUUCUGAGUUCUUGUGAGUACCGUGUUGAUUGAUGUUAAAUAUGAUUAGCGUUUGAUUCGGAAAAAUAACCCAUUUGUACAAGAGAUCUGUUUCUUUCUUAUACUCAAAUUUAGAGUGGGUUAUGUUUGUUAGUCUAAGUUUGAUAGGCAGAUUUUUUUUUUUUUUGU